AUGGCCAAGUCCAAGAACGCAUCGCAGCACCACAACAGCCAGAAGGCUCACCGUAACGGUAUCAAGAAGCCUAAGACCCAGCGUUACCCCUCGCUCAAGGGUGUCGACCCCAAGUUCCGCCGCAACCACCGUUACGCUCUCCACGGUACCAUGAAGGCUCUUAAGGAGCGCAAGGAGGGCAAGCGUGAGGUCGCAUAA
Aspergillus glaucus CBS 516.65 is the source of this 198-nucleotide messenger RNA. Its product is annotated as 60S ribosomal protein eL29. The record is from RefSeq and is a predicted model, not a curated record. The transcript has 4 exons. NCBI's taxonomy places the organism in Eukaryota, Fungi, Ascomycota, Eurotiomycetes, Eurotiales, Aspergillaceae. Gene Ontology annotation, molecular function: structural constituent of ribosome. Gene Ontology annotation, cellular component: ribosome; cytosolic large ribosomal subunit. Bases 1 to 198 code for a protein of 65 amino acids. Gene Ontology annotation, biological process: cytoplasmic translation.